This is a messenger RNA of Boeremia exigua, 816 nucleotides long. RefSeq lists its product as uncharacterized. The transcript has 2 exons. NCBI's taxonomy places the organism in Eukaryota, Fungi, Ascomycota, Dothideomycetes, Pleosporales, Didymellaceae. The record is from RefSeq and is a predicted model, not a curated record. The coding region runs from base 1 to 816 and encodes 271 amino acids. Gene Ontology annotation, biological process: mycotoxin biosynthetic process.
AUGCCUCGACACCAGUAUACAGACGUCCGGCCACAGGACCAUCACGAUGAUGACUCGUCGACCGAAGUCGAAUCUCUCGCUGGCGGUGAGAAAGCAUGGACCUCGAAUGAUUACACACAACCAUCAAGAUCACGGAGAGAUAUACUAUGCCCACCGUGCCUAUCAGCCCUGAGAUGGUUCCUGGUGAUCGCACUUCAAGUUGUAAUCGUCGGUCUGCUGGCACGGGAACAAGGCCUGCUGAUGGACUCAAAAUGGACGCGUGCAGCAACAACUAGCGAGAAGGAAGUCGGCGGUGACAUGACCGGUUGGGGUCCACACAUCCCCACCAAGAUCACAACCUUCCAGAUCAACCAAACAUUUGCGCCAUACAACACAUCCGACUUCUUCAAGCCCGAAGUCCUGGCCGCCUGGAACGAGCUUAUUCCCGUAGGCAUGGGCUUCCAGCACAUCAAGCGGCCCGAGCUCUACCACGACCUGCCGACGCCCAUCGUCUGGGACCAGAACAAGACCGUCUUCACUACGAGCAUGACGCACCAGCUGCACUGCCUGUACGCAGUGGUGGAAGUCUACUCCGGGCUGACCAGCGGCACAAAGCUGCCCGAGGACCACCACUGGCACAUGAUCCACUGCUUUGAUUACAUGCGCCAGGCCAUCAUGUGCAGUGCGGAUAUCGCGCUCGAGGGGCUUGAGACGACAUUCCCCGAUCACAACGGUGGGAGUGAUGGGUGGGAUUCGAAGCAUGUCUGCAGGGACUACAGUCAGGUCAAGUCGCAUCUGGAGAAGGUGCGGGCAUACAGCGAUCAGGAGAUUUUCUAG